AUGACCGACUACGCCGACGAUGGCGGGGGCCUCAUUCUCGAUGGCCCCUUUGAUCCUGAUGCCCAGGCCACUGUCACCGACUACAUCGACUACACCGAAUACCUGCCCGCCGAUCUCAUUCGCUCCCUCACCCUCAUCCGGGGCCUGGACAAGCGCUACCUCGACUCUGCCCAGACCAUCCACGAACUCACACGCACCUACGGCCAGCUGCCCGAUCUGCCGCCGGACGCGCGACCGGAUCCGCCGUGCCUGCGCAAGGAGAUCUCCGCCCAGCUGGACCAGGCCAUCAACGCCCGCGAGGCCUCCUACGCCGAGGCCUGUCGCCUUUACGACGUGAUUGACCGUCACUUUGACCGGCUCGACUCCAUCCGACAGAAGCUCCACGCCCUGCCGAAACCCCCUUCGCGCGAGACCUCCGCCGCCCCGGACCUGUCGGACAAUAAACGCGUCCGGACCGCAAAGAAGGAGACGGCCACCUCCUCCGUCCAGACCACCACGCCGCGUAUCACCUUACGCUUGGAUGGCCGUCGAUCUGCCACCGCGGCGCCUCCACAAAAGUCUUCGAGAAGUCGACGAUCCGUCAUCGUCGCGGAACACCUCGCUGGCUUACACCCUGACUCCCCCAUCGAUAGUACAGAACAUUCCGAUGCCGAAGGGGACCCCAAACUGCGGAGUUCUGACUCCGUGCAGCAACCAACAGCACCUACUCCCAAAUCCUCGGCCAAUCGUAAAGACAACACUACUGCGCGAAGACCGAGAGUGUCAGGAGGCGGAGGAGGCACCGGUGCUGGCGGCGGUAGUGGUCCGUCUCGACAGCGCUCGGUGGUCGGAAUCACAACCAGCAACGCUCUAGCGUUAUUAAAGCCCCCUCCAGAGGAUGCCAAGGCGGGCAGUGAAGACCUGCCCUGGCUGCGCCUGACGGACUGGGAGAUGACGAAGCUGCGCAAGAAGAUGAAGAAGAACGCGGUCUGGCAGCCAAGCGAAGUGAUGAUCCACCGCGAGCUGGCCCUGCGUGGCCGCGGAUGGGAGGCAUACCGUGCUGCCAAAUCGGCCGCCGAGGCUGCGGGGACUGAAUUUGUGGACUGCGAUGAUGUGAUGAACACCUAUGUACCUGGCAAGUUGAUGCGCAAAACGGACGCCACCCAAGACGCGAUGAUUCCGACUGAGACCAAGCUAAGCAACCGCGGCAUGAAAUUAAACGAGGCCAAGAAGCUCAAGCGGGAGAACCUGGCUCGUGAGCAGGCGGCGCAGGCCGCAGCGGAAGCAGAAUUGGCAACAAAACGGCUGAGUGACGUGGGUUCUAGUAUGAAGACUUUGUUCAGUACUUCGGCUGACCGUCCUUCUACCGCUGGUCCGGCAGCCGCCAGUACCACCGCCCCAUCUACCAGCAAGGAGAAAGGAAAGUCGUCGAAGAAGAGAAAGUUCGAGGAGGUGACCGUCGGGGAGGACCAAGCCUCCGCCGCGCCGCAGCAGCCAGAGUCUGAGACGGCGAGCUCGCUACGCAGCGCCGCCAAACGACGGAAAUCCGGCAAGGAUCAUCUCACCACGCCCGCCAAUACCUCCUCCGUCGGCGAGACCGACCUGACGAAAGCGGCGUCCCCACGGCUGUCGCCGGUGGCCUCGAAGGGAUUGGUGGUGGCCGGCCCUGCAGUGUUCACCUCGACGCUUACCCCACCACCAGCCACGCGGCCUUCUUCUCAACGACGGUCGCAGGCCACGUCCGCCGAACCGACCGGCAUGCUUACCGUUACCACCACCACCAGCACUCCUGCUCCGGGCGCCGGUGGACGCGAUCUUCGGCCGCGCAGCAUGACGCCGGCAUGGAAGGCCCCCGGCCCUGGCGAGUCGUCGUCACGACCGCCUAGCGUGAGUGGGGGCGGAGCGCCUCGACGGCGCAAACGCCCGGCGCCGGGGAUCGUGCAGUCUGGGCCCGGGGGUGGCGCCGCGAUCAGCCACGGACGACGCAAGGCGAAGCCGACGAAGAAACGGUUUGGGUUGCGCGAGAUGGAUUCCAUGACGGGGAAUCAGGACAUCCGGAUCGACGAAGACGGGGUGCUGGAGGAGAUUGACCCGAACGAGCCACGGUACUGUCUAUGCGGCGACGUGAGUUUCGGGACGAUGAUCUGUUGCGAGAACCAGGAUUGCGACAAAGAGUGGUUCCAUCUCGACUGCGUCGGGCUGUCCGAGGUCCCUUCCCGGACGACGAAAUGGUACUGUCCGGACUGUCGGAAAGUGCGCAAGCUGCGUCGAUAA
Messenger RNA from Penicilliopsis zonata CBS 506.65, 2253 nucleotides. RefSeq lists its product as hypothetical. NCBI's taxonomy places the organism in Eukaryota, Fungi, Ascomycota, Eurotiomycetes, Eurotiales, Aspergillaceae. The coding region runs from base 1 to 2253 and encodes 750 amino acids. Gene Ontology annotation, cellular component: Rpd3L complex; nucleus; Rpd3L-Expanded complex. The record is from RefSeq and is a predicted model, not a curated record. Gene Ontology annotation, biological process: regulation of DNA-templated transcription. The transcript is spliced from 2 exons.